AAGACAUCACUGAGGCAUCACUAGAAUUCCCUUUAUGCUGUGUUUCAUGUGGGUGGAGUGGCAAAUAGGGAUGGUUUAAUGUUUGGUGCUUUUGGUGAGCAGUGUUUUGAAGAAUUUGAAUUUUGGUGUCUGAUCAAUCCCCAUUUCAUUGGAACUUUGAGGCAUUUUGGAACUAGUGAGAUCUGGGAUUGCCCUGUGCAACAAGCCUUAAUCAAGAGGCAAAGAAUGCAAAGACUCAGUAAAAUGGAGUUAAUCUCUUUUCAAAUUGAAAAAGAUGAAAAGGGACUGGGAAUCCUUAUUCGUCUCUUCUAUGAUCCAGCAGACAAGGAGGAGAGGGAACCAGGUGUCUUUAUCAUGGAAAUUGUCAAAGGAGGAGCAGCACAUAAAUCUGGAAAGUUCCAAUUAUUUGACCAAAUCAUUAAUGUCAAUGGUACAAGUCUAAUAGGAUUAACCAAAGAAGAAAUUGACUCUACUUUUAAAAAAAUGGAACAUAGUGUCUGGAUUCAAAUUGGACGCGAGUCACCUGAGAACACCAAGCAACUCAUCAAACACUUAAUGAAAGAGGAAGAAAGGAAAAGAGGUUUCCUUGAUUCAGCCAAACAGGAAAGAGGUGAAACUAACAGAAUUACUGAAAAGGAAACCCCAAAUUAUGAAGCUUCAACUCUGGCAUCACUCUGGAGAACCAGAGAAAUCGAAUUCAAAAAAAGAGAACUAGCAACAAAAAGUGCUCUGAAAAAGAAAGUUCAGAAAGAUACUGAAUUCCUCAAAACAGCAUAUGCCACGAUCGCAGAAGCUGAAGCUAAAUUAUCAAUAUAUGAAAAGAAAAACAGAAUUAGGAUGGACAUGGAGCCAAAGUUGGAAGAAAAAGACUAUCCACCCAUAAACUCUUCCAGAGGAAUGAUUGAGAUCCAUGAAUCUUCCAAUUUGGAUGCAAAAAAUAAGAGACCAUCACCUAUGCAAAGAUCACUACUGGUAAAGGCUGCAAGAAGGUUUGCAAGAUGGUUCCGGUAAUACUUCUGUUUUUGCCUUUUAAUAGCAAAAUUAAAACUGAAUAAAUAAAAGUUUCUUCCUGUUUGGCGUUAA
This is a messenger RNA of Antechinus flavipes (yellow-footed antechinus), 1083 nucleotides long. Its product is annotated as neurabin-2-like. The record is from RefSeq and is a predicted model, not a curated record. The transcript has 9 exons. Gene Ontology annotation, molecular function: protein binding. The coding region runs from base 79 to 1011 and encodes 310 amino acids. Lineage: Eukaryota; Metazoa; Chordata; Mammalia; Dasyuromorphia; Dasyuridae.